UGCAGACCUAACCACCUGACCCCCUUCGCCUUCACACCACUUCUUUCCCAUUGUCGACAUUUAUCUGUCGACUCUAAUCUUACAACUCCCCGAGAUAACGUCUUGCAUGUUGGCUAAACGCUUCCCAAAUAAUACCCUGUACAACAACAACCCGACACCAUGUUCAGCAUUUUUUCGCAGCAAGCCAUCCCCUUCAAGCGGCGCAUGCGGUCUCGAUGGCCGCCAAAGCCCUUCGUGGAAGACGAGCUCCAGUCUCUCUCCCGCGAACUACACGGUCUUUCCAGAUUGGGAGAAACCCCCGGACUCGAAGCUGUUUGUGCCCGAGGAACCCUUGAACAGUACCCCGUGAUCAUAGACGUGCCUCCCCCUCCGCCAUCUACUGCCAUCCUUACUCCAUCGUCCAUGGAAGAUCUCAGCCGUGGAAAUAGCUCGGAUGAAAGUGUAGGACCGCCCACCCCCUUGGAUGUCAGAAAGGAGCCUCUGUUUUAUUCUGUCGAUAGCGCCCCAUCCAAGUCUCCCCCAUGGCCAGUUUUGCCCACCAAGAUCAAGUCCCAGGAUAAAACACCAUCUCGAGGAAGGCUACCCGGCCAAAAAUCCCAUCCACAGCCGGUUCAGAGCACCAGGAGCGCGAGUCAUAGCCAGCGAAGACCCAGUUCGCGACUCCCGACUUCCAUUGUCCAGAACGGCAACACCAAAAAGAGUAACACCCCGGCUAUCUCAAGAUCAUCUUCUCAAAGUCCCCGGAAUACACCUGUGCCUUCCUCAGCUACGCGACCUGCUGAAGGAACCCCGAUCAAAGUUCCCUUGUUAUCUGCACCACCAAAACCAACUCGACCUAAAGCUGUGAGGAUUGGAAGCUCGGAGGGGCGUUCAAAAGCUGACCAAAACCCAACCCGAUCUCCUACACUUACAUCAACAUCGGGAUCGGGUCAUCUAUCAGAUUCGACUACCUCCAACACCACAGUCAAUCGCAAACGGCCGGGCCAGUCAAGUCUCUCUCGUGUGAACGAGAAAGCUUCUGAUGCACCUACAUCAUUGGCUCAAAGGUUAGAAGAAAAACUGAAACGUCGACAAAAGUUGCGGGAGUCGGGAGUAUCCUCCGAUUUAGAUAAGCCACGCUCAGACUCUAUUGUACUACGCAAGACGAAGCCUGCUGUCAAGCUAACCUUGGAUACUUCUACUCUGAGCCAAGGAUCUCGUUCAAGGCCUCCCUCGACGUCGUCAAGAAGACAGACACCUGCUGCUGGUUAUGUAGAGGAGCAUGACCCCUUCGCGGCGUCAUUUGCUGCAGUCUCGACACUCGUGGACACUUUACAGGAUCAGUCAUAUGCCAAUGAAUCGCCACCAAAACCUGUGCCUUCCGAUGAGGAGAAGCAGACGCGGAGUCGACCCUCGACAAGACUUGUUGUACCGUCCGACGAGGAGAAAAAAGCGCGGAGCCGAUCUUCGACAAGAUUGAUUGUGCCAUCUGACGAUGAGAAACGGCGAAGUCGAUCCUCAGUAAUGUUGGCUGCGCCGUCUGACGAUGAAAAAAGGCGAAGCCGAUCUACAAUAAGACAUAUUAUACCAUGCGAUGAUGAGAAAAGACGAAGUCAAUCUACAAUAAGACAUAUUAUACCAUCCGACGAGGAGAAAAGACGAAGCCCAUCACUAGUAGGGAAAUCUGCGACACCCAGCGAGGAGAAACACGCACGAAGCCAUUCCACGGUAAAUCGGGCUGUGUCAUCCACACGAGUGAGGCGAACGCGAAGUCGGUCCAGGGCAAGACGAUCUGUGACAUUCCUUGACGAUACAGCACAGCAAUCCACAUCUUCUCAACAAGAUGAGUGCGACCAGCCCAAGCAGAUGCUGCAGCUAAGACUGUCCCAGCGUAGCAUUUCUUCGAGGGACGCUUCCCGUCAAUCUUCGCGCCAAUCUUCGCCUGUUUCCCGCCAAUCUUCGCCCGUGUCCCGUCAGUCCUCUCCUAUUUCCCGCCAACCCUCCCCUACGCCUCCGGGUCUAUGCCUUUUGCCUUGUCCCAGAUCCAUUCCGGUGGCUGGCCAUCAAGACUGGUACACGAUCAAAGGGCUGACUCACCUUGACAUCUGUCCCUCGUGCACGAGUCAGUUGGACAAGUCGGAAUUUCGCGACUCUUUCAUUCCUAGUGGCCCCAAGCCCCGUGGGCAGAUGGUCCGCUGCUCGUUUAGUGAGCCGUGGACGCGGUUGGCAUGGGUUCAGACAAUUAAGAAACACCAUGAAAACCUCGACAUGCUCUAUCAUAUGACUCGACCAUCUACAGAGCGCAAGCAAUGUCCUGGGCGUACCAUCAGCGAUCAGCACUGGUACCGUGUCAUCGAUCCCUCCACGGGAAUGUUCUUGCCCAAGUUUAAUGUGUGUUCUGCGUGCAUUCGCAACCUCCGGGUCUUGAUGCCGUCUCACCGGGAUUCUUUCAAGCGGAGCACUGAAAUGCAGGAACGGGUCUGCGACUUUGUGUCGGAUAGUCCCCGAUUCAUUCAAUACAUCGAUUAUCUCGACAUGGCGGCCAACCGCGCGGUAUCCGAAGGUGCCUCACAACCGGAUCUAGACGACUUCCUGACAUAUGCCCGACGCAAGGUGGUUCUCCGAGACUGCCGCCGGGACCGGGUCGUUCUAAGCACUUGGCAUUACAUGCGGCAGCUGCCUGAGCUAACUGUGUGCGAGGACUGUUAUGAUGAUGUGGUGUGGCCACUCGUCAAGGCGAAGCAGCCUAUUGCGCGGAAGUUCUCGACGUCGAUGCGUCUACUUCCCGGGGAGGAUCCGACUCAGUGCGGUGAGGCCAGCUGCCAGCUCUACUCGCCUCGCACACGGGCCAAGUUCCGGGAAGCGGUGCAAAAGAACGACCUGACGUAUCUGAAGCUGAUUGGACUGCGACGAUAUGAAGCCGAGCAACGCUUCCGGGACCGAAGACAACAGCUGGUGGAAGAGCAGCGACUGGGAUAUGACUGUGAUGCGGAGUUUCGGGAAAACAUGGAGGAGUGGAAGAAAUGGGAAUGAACGAUAUUGUUUCUAUUAUCCUGUAAACAUGUCGGCUGGACCGAAUUGUGCUAUAAUAUA
Molecule: messenger RNA, 3072 nt
Organism: Aspergillus wentii DTO 134E9
Lineage: Eukaryota; Fungi; Ascomycota; Eurotiomycetes; Eurotiales; Aspergillaceae
Exons: 2
Coding region: 160-3012 (950 amino acids)
Source: RefSeq, a predicted model, not a curated record